Molecule: messenger RNA, 1131 nt
Organism: Phytophthora sojae
Lineage: Eukaryota; Oomycota; Peronosporomycetes; Peronosporales; Peronosporaceae
Exons: 1
Source: RefSeq, a predicted model, not a curated record
CGAAGAGCAACCGACGACUGUCCCACAACUUCCUCCAACUCAAACUCUAUCGACCGUCGAGCGACUGCCCCGGAAGAUCAAGGCUACGACUUCAAGCCCGUCAAUCCUCCUAAGAAGGUGACGACCCCCAAGUUGAAUCUCUCGGACGGAGAGGUGGAGGCGUUCAGGCACUUGGCGCACAGCAUCGUCUCGAAGACGCUGGCUCAUGAGAUCGAGUACCGUCAACUCGGUUGCCCCGAACCGAACUCCAAGGAGUGGAAGCUGCUCAAGCGCCACGACGACUUGAGCGUCUUCAAGCAGCGUCUCCCUCCUUCAGAGCAAGAGUCCUCCAAGACGUACAACGUCAUGUGCUUGGGCUCGCUGGAAGGCACGCUCGAGGACGCCCUCUACGGCACGCACUCCAAGAACCGCGGCGACAUGCUCGCGACUGCAGCGUACCUACACCGCAGUCACAUGGAGUGUGCCGUGCUCAACGUCCUCGAGAGCGGGUCGGACGAAGACCCGUACCGCCAGGUGUCCUUGAAGUGGUUCAUUGCCGAGAUGUUCGGCGACGCGCGGCUCGUGAACCACCGCGACUGGUUCAACAUCGAGUCGAUCGGUAUCACCACAGACGCGUUUGGACACCGCUACGGCUACUUCCUCGCCAAAUUCGCCGACCACCCUGGCUGCCCUCCGAUGCCCAAAGACAGCGACGUGGUGCGAGGCAAGAUGAACAUGUGCUGCAUCUACCGACAGGAGCCGCGCUCUCGAGUCGUCGACGUGUACGCCAAAGGGUCCAUCGAUCUGGGUGGAGACUUGCCGGCCUUUAUCAACAGCGGCGCGUCUUGCGCCAUGAUGUUCAACAUGGCUGUGUCAAUGGAGAGCGCCGAAGGGAAGCGCCUCACCAAGCUCGCUCUCAUGCACCAGGAGAAGCGAGCGAGAGAGAGGGACGAGAAGCUUGAGUUCGGCCUGGAGUGGUCGCAGAAGGACACGACCGACUCGAUGGUCGACAUGCUGGCUGCGUCCAUGAUCUCGGCCUCCACUAACAGCUCUUCAAGCGACGUCAGCACGAAAGAGUCGAAGAGUUCGCGAGAGCCCUGUCACGUCUGUGCGAAGAAGCCUUCCUUGUCUAAACUGGUGCGAACCUCCCAC